Messenger RNA from Brienomyrus brachyistius, 4101 nucleotides. Its product is annotated as BEN domain-containing protein 4-like. The record is from RefSeq and is a predicted model, not a curated record. Bases 95 to 1615 code for a protein of 506 amino acids. Gene Ontology annotation, molecular function: DNA binding. The transcript has 5 exons. NCBI's taxonomy places the organism in Eukaryota, Metazoa, Chordata, Actinopteri, Osteoglossiformes, Mormyridae.
GACACAGACAUCGCUACAGGGGAAGGGGAGGGAAGGGGGCAAGGCGACACGCAGCGACACUCGGAGGGAGAGGCGACAGACAGCACAGAGUGACAUGCAAGCAGCCGACGAGGGAGCCUGCAUCCCUAAGAUCAGCAGGUACAGGAGCCCCUACGGCGCCCUCAAGCCCUUCCCAGACAAGCGGGCACCGGGGAAGACGCCGUUUGACAGACCCACCAUGGUGGAGGUACCGCCUACGGCGAUUCAGUAUCCCCAGCCUUUCAGCUACUACCAUUAUCACCAGCACCGAGGACAUCCCGAUCACCCGCAGCCUGUCGAGCGUCGCCAACCGCAGGGGCGUCCGCACCACGGCUCGGCCGCAUCAGCGUCGCGUCCAGCGGGUCAUCACGACCCCAGGCACCCGGCAGGUAGCGCCGCAGUAUGGCAAGAGUCCACGGACGGCCACCGAGGGCUAAGUGCAGAGAACCAGCUCAUCCUGGACGCCUUUGCACAGCAAUGCAGUCGAGUGCUCAGUCUCCUGAACCACAACAGCAAGUUCCUGGAACCACGCCCUCCAUUUCCUCCACCUGCGACGUCCUACAUCAAGCAGGAAGACGGCUGGAACACAGGGGUGGAGAGGCCCGCGGACCCCUGCCAGCCGGGGAGGAUGGGGCUGAGGGAUGUGAAAGGCACCGGGGUGGGACAGGAGGCGGAGGCUCUGCAUUUCAGCAGGAAGCAGCAGCAGAUAUACACCUUCCUGCAGGCCUUCACAGAGUCCCUGCAGAGCCACCUUACAGCAGGUGGCGCCAGCUUUCCUAAGGUCUACAGGGAAUGCUGCCGCCCCUCCGACCCCCAGGCCCUCUCCAUCUCCCCCCCUCACACCCUGGGGGGCUGGGCUUCCCCUUCACCCUCCGAAUCUCAUGGACACCCCUCAUCCACCCUCCCUGAAGAAGAGGAAGAUGAAGAAGCCUGCUGCCCUCGCUGCCUGGAGCUAGAGCAGGAGGUGCUAUGUCUGCAACAGGAAAAUGAGGAACUGAAGAGAAAACUGGACAGUGCACCAGUUCCAUGCCAAACAGUUCUUGAUUUCUUCAAGAGUGUCCUACAGUCCCAUAAUCAGUUUAAACACCUGGCACCCCCAGAGGAUCAACUGACAGAGGGCAGCAAGCAGCUCUUGGGGAACUACCCGGUCUUCAUCACCAGCAAGCAGUGGGACGAGGCCGUCAACUCCUCCAAGAAGGAUGGGCGCCGGCUGCUGCGCUACCUGAUCCGCUUCGUCUUCACCACCGACGAGCUGAAGUACUCGUGCGGCCUGGGCAAGCGCAAGCGCUCGGUGCACACGGGUGAGGCCGGGCCCGAGAGGCGGCCGCUCAACCCCGUCAAAGUGACCUGCCUGCGAGAGUUCAUCCGAAUGCACUGUGCCUCGAACCUGGACUGGUGGAUGCCGUCAGAGGAGCAGAUCAACAAGGUGUUCAGCGACGCGGUGGGGCACGCCCGGCAGGGUCGGGCGGUGGGCACCUUCCUGGGCAGCAGUGGCGGGGUGGGCAGCACCGAGAGCGGUGGCACCUAUUUGGAGAGCGCAGAUGGACACCUGACACAAGACGAGCCCUACAUCCACGGGGCAUCUGAUGGGGAAUGAGGGCCGCCAGACGUUCCAGAGGAUGCUUAUUGUCAGUGUAUAUCUUUUGGUGUCACCCAGGUUUUAAUGUUUUUAAGCCCCCCCCCCCCCCCCCCCCAGGUAUUAAAUUAUGGACUUUUAGUCUGGAUUCCUGGGAAAACACCCAGGUUCAAAAUGGUUGAGGAGAUCUUUGAUGCUGAAGGUGGAAGGGGUGUUUGAGUGCUGUGGUGCACGUUUUGGAGUAUAGAAGAACGUUAUUGGCCAAAUCACAGAAGUGCUUCAGGGUUACUGGGCGGUAGAGGACAGUCGGACCCUGAGGAGCUCUUAUCCUAAUCAGACGUCCCUCCAAGUCUCUGUAGCAUCAACAUUUUCCACUUACUGCUGGGACCAUGACAGUCAAGGUUUCCAGACAUACAAAGACAAACAUGUCAAGCACAGAGGGGGUCACAUGCCCAUUUCCUAAAGAAAAAUAUUUAAGAAAAGCAACUGUAGAAUCCAUUGCCAGGGAAAGGUCAGUUAAUGAAGCUUUCCAGUUAAUCCACCGUCAUGACUGAAGAUUACAAGGAUCCUUACCUGUAAGUACGUAAAUUGAAUUGCCUUUAAUAAAUAAUAGGGUUUUUUGGAGAAAAAAAAACACUUGUGGUAACUUUUAUAUCAUUUGCAUCAAAGCAUCUAGGUAAAUGAAGUAAGGGGUAGACUGUUCUGUUGCAAAUGAAUGGCAACACGAUAGGCAGCUAUUAGUGAAAAUGUAUUUGCCAUGGAAAGAGAAACCUAACCUUCAUUAAUAACCAUAUUUCAUUCUUUUUUUGCAUCAUGACUGUGAUAUCUGCUCUGAGGCUUUCUAGAGCUUCAGAUCCCACUCAAUUCUUUAUCAUUAAGAUUUUCAUCAAAUGAGGGAAUUACUUUGUCUGUCAACAGUCAUUUAAUGACAUAUGUUGACAUUUUGACUCUUGCCUUGCUAGCUGUAUUUCUGACUGUUACCUUAAGAAUUAGCUAUGGCCUCACACCCAGGAAGGGGCCAUAGGACAGCAGUGGUUCUCAAACUAUGGUGCCCUCUGGUGGUCCGUGUAAGGUCUCAGUGUAUUUAAGCAUCGAUGAUAAUGGUGGUGUGGAGCCAGUGAGUGUUCUAGCUUGUAUGGUGCCCUGGACAAACCCCCCCCCCCUCCCACUAACAGAAAAAUGUGUGUUUAUCUUCUGACCCCCCCUCUCAAAAAAAAAACACUAUUCAGCAUUAACUGUAAUUAUUAUUAUUAUUAUUAUUAUUAUUAUUAUUAUUUAUUAAUAAGAAAUUUUGAACGGUACAAAUACUGGUCAAACUAAAACUGAUAUUACUAAUUGCAUUAGAGAUGCGCUGUUUGAUAGAUUCCCCCCGUGCCCCUACCUCGGGGAUCCAGUGGGGCGACCUGAGGUCAACUCGCCCGCUUCCCUAUCUCAUAUUUCUCAGUGAUAGCCUGCCUAGCUCACAAACUAGAAUCAGGGAGCCCACUCCAGCAAGCUUAAUUUACCCACACGGUGAUGUGAUGUGACUGACAUGAUGUGCAAGUGAAUGAUAGCACUCCUUCAAACCCCCCCCCUCCCCCCCAACGCUGAGGUGAAAAAAGUUAGAGAACCACUGCCAUGCCAUGCAGCAUUUUUAUAUUAUCAAGGUACACAUAACUAUUUUUUGUCAACUCUAACGUAGUUUACAUUUUAUAAAAAUGAUCUUGGCUUCUUUAUCUUUCCUCAGACCUAGUUGUUUCUUGAAGGACAAGCCUCACGUGUCCGGUCGCCAUGGGUUCGGGAUAUUUCUAGAAUGUCGACAAGGUCACUUUAUCACUGUAAGCUAUGUGGUUGACUGUGGUGAGGAUAGUAUUGCCUUACAGUGAAACAUUCCUGCACCCUCAUUAACUGUGAGUUUCAGACUCUGAGAAGGAGAUUUCCUUCUGGGCUGUUACAGUCAUCUACCAUUCUGCCUUUUUAGGAGAAAUUUAAUUGCCUUUGUUUUUGAAUUCUUAGAUCUGAAUUAUUUUUAUAUAUAUAUAUAUAUAUAUAUAUAUAUGUAUUUUAACCGAAUGGUUUCCCCUUUACUUGAAGCCUUUGAAAACAAAAAUGAAAAUGAUGUUUAGCAAACUUUCUAUGAUUGUUGUGUUUGUACUGGAUGUGGGCCAAUGUUUCCUCAAACUCUUUGCCCAAAGGGUAAAACUGCCAUGGUAACUUGGGCCCAAUAUUAUUGUGAUGCUUUCUAUUUACCAUGUUUGUGAAUAUGUAUUGUUAUUUAAACCAAGAUUUUAUAUUGCAGCUGACUGUUCGUGUAAACACUGUGAAGUUAUUCAAUUGGUUUUGAAUUUUUUGUUGAAUUUGUAUUUGUUUUUUAGAAGUACUUGAAAAUAAUUUAAUUACAUGAUUCACCCUGCUGAAACUGAGUCCUUUAAUGACUGUCAUUAAUAAAUCAUGACACUGUUGUGGCCAAUCAAAAAAUUUGCACAUCAUGUAUAUUAAUGCACAGUUUCCAAAACUGAGAUGCAAUU